GCAUUGGAUGGUGUGUAAAAAUGAAAGUGGACAAAUACUCUGGGACGGAGGGAGUAGCAGUUUAUUCAUUUUGAAAUAUAAUUCUAAAAUAUUAAGGAGUAUAUUUUUAUAAGGAGUUGAGCGGUUCUAAUGACAUUGGUUAGCAAACUCAGCUUCAGCUUUCCGUCGUCUUCAACCAAUCUUCAAUCCGUAUCUGGGGCUGCGCCGCCCACCGUUGCUCCAUCAAUGGGUUCAAUGUUCGGUGACUGGCCGUCUUUUGACCCUCACAACUUCACACAGCUCCGGCCUUCCGAUCCAUCUGCCCCCUCCAGAAUAACACCAGCAACUUACUGUCCUACUCAUGAUCGGACACUACCAUCACCGGAUCAAGUUAUUUGUUCAGAACCCAAAAACAUAUUUAUAAGACACUUAUACCAACAUGGCGCCGAGAAGAUGAGACCGAAGAGGGCUGCUUCUGAAAAUCUUGCACCAGAGCAUGGAUCUAAGGUUCCCAAGUCUUCCCAUUCAGACAUAUCUUUCUAAACCUGAUGCUUUCGUUUUUUUUGUAAUUAAAAACAUGUAUUUGUAUAUAUUUUUGCCGAUACAUAGGCGUACUUUCGUGCGUGUUCAUUGUUGUAAAACAAAACACUGAGCUUAUA
Molecule: messenger RNA, 638 nt
Organism: Cuscuta campestris
Lineage: Eukaryota; Viridiplantae; Streptophyta; Magnoliopsida; Solanales; Convolvulaceae
Source: the annotation of a GenBank genome assembly